GCAAAAGCUAAAAAUGUCAUUGAUUCCCAGUUUCUUCGGGGGCCGAAGGAGCAGCGUCUUUGAUCCCUCCUCUCUCGACGUCUGGGAUCCUUUCAAAGAUUUUCGUUUCCCCUCUUCUCUGUCAACUUCUUCUGGGGAUAAUUCUGCAUUCGUGAGCACACGGGUGGAUUGGAGGGAGACCCCAGAGGCGCAUGUGUUUAAGGCGGAUCUCCCAGGGCUGAAGAAGGAUGAGGUGAAGGUUGAGGUCGAAGAUGACAGGGUGCUUCAGAUCAGUGGAGAGAGGAACGUAGAGAAAGAAGACAAGAACGACACAUGGCACCGCGUCGAGCGAAGCAGCGGCAGAUUCAUGAGGAGGUUCAGGCUGCCGGAGAAUGUUAAAAUGGAUCAGGUGAAAGCUUCCAUGGAGAACGGUGUGCUCACUGUGACUGUUCCUAAGGCAGAAGUUAAGAAGCCCGAUGUUAAAGCCAUCCAGAUUUCUGGCUAAAACAAGGAAUGCAUCCUACUGUUUUCUGUGUUCGUAUUCGACGUUGUGUUAAUUUGUCUUAGUAUAGAAGGUUCAUGUCUGCAUAAUAGGGUGUUCUGCUUUCCGGUGUGGAUGGAAAAAAAAAAAACAGAGGAUGGAAAAAAAAAAAACAGAGGAUGGUCGUCUAUUCUAUAAUAUGUUAUAUGUGCCUGUAAGCUUAACUUCAAUAAAUGAUUUCAUAACGUUGCUUUUGGACGUAAUUGCCUUUUCUC
This is a messenger RNA of Neltuma alba, 735 nucleotides long. Its product is annotated as 17.3 kDa class I heat shock protein-like. Bases 14 to 484 code for a protein of 156 amino acids. The record is from RefSeq and is a predicted model, not a curated record. The transcript has 2 exons. NCBI's taxonomy places the organism in Eukaryota, Viridiplantae, Streptophyta, Magnoliopsida, Fabales, Fabaceae.